AUGCUCCUGGCUGUGGUCCUUGCCUCUGCCCUGCUCCUCUGCUCCGCGGCCAGCCAGAGGUGUUUGACCUUGACAGGGAUCAAGGAUGUCGAGUACCUCAUCAACAACCUGCAGAAACAUCCACCUUCAAACUGCAACUGCAGCACCAAUGUGACUGAUUGUUUGUGUCUGCCCAUUCCUUCUGACAACUGCACCACAGCAUGCUUACAAGAGGGUCUGUCGCAGAUGGCCAACACCACAGUGAAAACAAGUUUCCCGCUGAUUUUCAAUCGGGUGAAGAAAACAGUUGAAGCCUUCCAGAACAACAAGUGUGGAUCUUUCUCCUGUGAAAAGCCAUGCAACCAAACCACAGCAGGCAAUAUGAUGACAUUUCUGAAGACUCUCCUGGAAAGUUUCCAGAAAGAAAGGAUGAGAGGCAGAGUGUGA
Molecule: messenger RNA, 426 nt
Organism: Balaenoptera ricei (Rice's whale)
Lineage: Eukaryota; Metazoa; Chordata; Mammalia; Artiodactyla; Balaenopteridae
Gene: IL9
Product: interleukin 9
Exons: 5
Coding region: 1-426 (141 amino acids)
Source: RefSeq, a predicted model, not a curated record